Molecule: messenger RNA, 2240 nt
Organism: Danio rerio (zebrafish)
Lineage: Eukaryota; Metazoa; Chordata; Actinopteri; Cypriniformes; Danionidae
Source: RefSeq
AAAGGAUAUAUUAUUAUAAUAACUGAGCUCAGACCCGCGUGUUCUGAAUUAAACCCGUCCCGGUGUGGAUCCUCGUCCACGGAGAGAUCGCCGAAUCUGCCGCGGACUCUGGAGGAAUGUUAGCGGGCGCUCCUGCUGAUGCUGCAGUGCACUGACGGCAUGGGGCUGGACUUUGACGUGAAGACUUUCUGCCACAACCUGCGGGCCACCAAACCGCCGUACGAGUGCCCGGUGGAGAGCUGCCGUAAGGUGUACAAGAGCUACAGCGGCAUCGAGUACCACCUGUACCACUACGACCACGAGAACCCACCGCCACCACCGCAGGGGACGCCACAGAAGAAGCGCAAGGGCCGCCCGCCUCGAGGAUCCAGCGAUGGUCCUGAUUCCAGCACAGGCCCCGGGGCCACCAGCGGGCAGAACACGGCUCCGAGCAGCCCUGCAGAGCGCUCCGAACGCUCGCACUCACCUGUCAGGGAGACCAUGACCUACGCUGAGGCCCAGCGCAUGGUGGAGAUGGAGAUCCGCGGGCGCGUGCACCGCGUCAGCAUCUUCCAGAAUCUGGACGUGGUCUCUGAGGAGGACAGCGGGGCUGAGGAGCCUCCAGGGGCCACGGGUAGUGCAGCCGCAGCCUGUAACGGAGGCGGCGAGAGCGGAGGAGGCGACAGAAUGGACACAGCAAACGGGGAGAAAGGAGCGCAGAAAACAGGGAAGCACAAGAGUAAGGAGAAGAAGAAGGACAGCGGAGCACAUCAUCACAUCAACACCUCAGGACCCGCCGUCAAACUGCCCGAGGUGGUGUUCCGAGAGCUGGAUCAGGACAGACCCGACGCGCCGCCCAGACCCAUGAGCUACUACAGGUACAUCGAUAAAUCUGCGGAGGAGCUGGACGAGGAGGUGGAGUACGACAUCGAUGAGGAGGACUACAUCUGGCUGGACAUCAUGAACGAGAAGCGGCGGUCUGACGGCGUGGCCCCCAUCCCGCAGGAGGUGUUCGAGUAUCUGAUGGACCGCCUGGAGAAAGAGUCCUACUUCGAGAGCCACAAUAAGGGCGACCCGAGCGCUCUGAUUGACGAGGAUGCGGUCUGCUGCAUCUGUAACGACGGCGAGUGUCAGAACAGUAACGUGAUCCUGUUCUGCGACAUGUGUAACCUGGCGGUGCACCAGGAGUGUUACGGCGUGCCCUACAUCCCCGAGGGCCAGUGGCUGUGCCGCCGCUGCCUGCAGUCGCCAUCCAGAGCUGUCGACUGCGCACUGUGCCCUAACAAGGGUGGAGCCUUCAAGCAGACCGACGACUCGCGAUGGGCGCAUGUGGUGUGUGCGCUCUGGAUACCGGAGGUGUGUUUUGCGAAUACGGUGUUCCUGGAGCCGAUCGACAGCAUUGAGCACAUCCCGCCGGCACGCUGGAAACUAACCUGCUACAUCUGUAAGCAGCGCGGCUCCGGCGCCUGCAUCCAGUGCCACAAGGCGAACUGCUACACUGCCUUCCACGUCACCUGCGCUCAGCAGGCCGGCCUCUACAUGAAGAUGGAGCCGGUGCGGGAGACCGGAGCCAACGGCACCUCCUUCAGCGUACGCAAGACCGCCUACUGCGACAUACACACACCGCCCGGCUCCGCACGCCCGCUCGGGGGAGUGGGCGGGGUCAGCGCUGACUCCUCCCACAGCGAAGCAGAGCCAGAGGAGGAGGAGGAGCCGCCGGCUGCUGAGGAUGACGGGAAGGGCUGGAGCUCGGAGCGGGCGAAGAGAGCGAAGGCGAAGUCACGGCUGAAGAUGAAGAGAGCCAGAAAGAUCCUGGCGGAGCGCAGAGCGGCCGCACCCGUGCUGUCUGUGCCCUGCAUACCACCACACAGGGACGGUGAGGAGAAACACUCGGUGCUGAAGGAGCAGCUGAAGGCGUGGCAGCGUCUCCGUCAUGAUCUGGAGAGAGCCAGACUGCUGGUGGAGCUGAUCCGCAAGAGGGAGAAGCUAAAGAGAGAGACGAUUAAGGUGCAGGAGAUGGCGAUGGAGAUGCAGCUCACUCCACUGCUGGUGUUGCUGCGCAGAACACUGGAGCAGCUGCAGGAGAGAGACACCAACAACUUCUUCACUGAGCCCGUACCGCUGAGCGAGGUCGCGGACCACCUACACCACCACACACACACACACCUGUCGGACCUGCUGUCGGAGUAGCGGACACACGCGCACACACACCUGUGUGUGUGUGUGUGCGUGUGUGUGUGUGUGUGUGUGUGUGUGUGUGU